AUGGCCAUGAACACCAACUCAGUCAAAGAGGUUCGUUUUGACCCUGUGACGACGGUGUUCCGGAUCGAAGAGGACCCAGAGAUAUGGACAACCUACAGGACAUCUGUCGACCCCAACUAUGAAAAUGAUACCGGCAAAGACAUGUUCUAUCCCCGCAGCUACCGCUCCUUCCUUCUCCAUUUUCUUUCGCAGAAGAGGUUGACCAUCGUCACACAGGAAUGGUUCGACCUGAAAAAGGAGUUCUACUACAACAUGGUCAUUGAUCCUAACCGAUUUGUGGGACGUCCCAACCAGAAGAGACGAUUUGAACAGGUGUUUGCGCCCACUGCGUCCGACUACGACGGUGACCAUGAGCGUCAGACAUAUUAUCGGGUGUUUGAUGCCAAGAAGUUUACUUACCGGCCUCAAAUCAGUCCGAGGGAAAGCAAUGCAUUCCUUGUGAUUCUCAAAGCCCUCAACCACAUUUUGUGGACAAUGACGCGGCGAACCAUUCAGCAUUGGAUCCCUGAGAAGGAAACAAUGGAGCUGUUGACUGGCACAUUGAAGGUAAUCGAUGAGGAGAAAUCGCAGACGAAAGGCCUCUUGUACCUGAUUCAGAUUGUGGGUGCAACUGCGUUCAUCGAGCACGACAGCAACUUCAAUCAUGGAAGUUGGCAAAGUGGGGAUAAGAAACUCUCCAAAGCAGAGGCGCUUAGGGAGUACCUCCAAACCAAGGACAUGGGCUACUUUGAAUCGCUUUCUGAGUCCAUUAGUUUUGACCGGCAGCUCAACAACAUGAUUGGGGGCACUGACCGAAUUGCCGCGUACAUGUCUGAUUUCCUGGCCAGCAAAAGCAUCAGAAACAGAACUGAAUUUGAAAAUGAACAAGCUGAUCCUGAAAUUGGCCACGGCGUCUCAGAGGAGGCUGAGCUGAAUGCGGGCGAGGAGGACCCGGGCGAGGAGGAGGAUCCGGGCAACGAGGGUGAACCAACUACCAAAAAGGAGCUCUAUGCUUAUUACGCUGGGAAAGGUCCUGCAGCAAUGGUUUAUGAUUUCUUGUCGGAUUCUUUUUUGAAGGCCCAGAUCAUCAUCGUAUACUCAGUUGCGGCACCACUGGAAAAUCUGUAUGCGCAAACAUUGCAACAGAUGAAAUCCAGGGAUGGCCAAAUGCGUUUUGCUGCCCAGAGAGCUUGGACAAUGCACACUAGCGUGGCUCUGCAAUGCAUGACUCAAUUCUGCAACGACAGCCUUCUCAUGCGAUUGGGUUUUUCUCCGCCUUUGGUGGCUGACUUCGUUCCUCCCCGUGAACUCCCUGAGCAUCCUGAAGGAUCUCCCUCACAUGUCGAGCGCAUGUUGCUGAAGACAAUCUUUGACUUUGGUAUGGUGCUUGGGAUGGAACUUUUGUGGUCACAUGCUCAUUUCCAUUGGACUUUUCCGCAUGUGCUUGCGACCUGCCUCCUGCCAAAGAGAGAGGAUCGAACUGCUGCUCUGUCACACGUGAAAAUGAUCGCACAGGCGAUCCAUGCUGCAGAGACCAUGGAGGGCCCCAAGGCUGAGUUGCAAGCGUGUCUGCAGGAUGUGAGUUUCAAUUCAGAACCCUUGGCCAGGCUUCUUAUGAUGAAAGUCAUGAAGGGGGCCAUCACAGAACAGGAGCUAGAGGCCUUUGCUGUAAAAAUGUGGACUGGAACGGGAAGCACGAAAGAGUUGUUGGAAUCUUGCUUCAACAACUGCAAUCGGCAGAUUGGCUUCAUGACCACUUCGAAAGUUGCAAGUUCUCCAUUGAAGUGGGUCUUGUCAACGCUCAAUCCAUUCUGCAAUGCUGCCAAUGUCAGGCAAAUUUUGCCAGUGGAAGCUGAUUGGUGGCAAUCCCUGACGUCGCCUGCAGGACAGAAAGCAAUCCAGCACGAGCUGAACUCCUUUUUCGAUCCGAAUGCAACAGACUUGCCACACAUUUGUGUGUCGGAAUGUGCUGCUGCAAAACAAGUGACUGAGGACGAAGAUGAUGCCGCUUUGACUGCCACGGCAAUUCUGAAAAAUCUCAGCUUUAAAGCUGCUGGGGCAGAUGCUUUGCAGCGAGGUGCAGCCGCGAUGGCAUACUUGGUCGGUGAGUUUCGAAAUGGAUUCGAGAAUGUCCAGCAGUGCUGGGCUGGUUGUUUGCUGAAGGAGCAGGAGGUCUAUCUGCACAUCCAAUCGAAUGCGUAUGUCAUGAGCCUUGGCGUUCGGACAUGGGCAGCACUGGCACUCCCAUUGGUCAGAGUGGAACAUCAGGGCCGAGUUUACUUUCAGUUUCCCAAAAAGCGGAAGAAACCAUUGUGGGUUUGCAACUUCACCGUCAGCGAUGAGAAUUGCAUGUUCAAAUUUAUCCCCACGCGGCUGCUGCUUCGCCACGAAUUGCCCAGUGCAAUUGCGAGUGGCUCGGCCUUGCUACAGACUGGAGAGUGCAGCGACCUUUUGCGGCCAGCUUUUUGGCGGGGCUUGUCACUCUACCUGCCACAGGUUACAGCUAUCCGCCGGGCACUGAAGCUCCCUGAGUUGAAAAAGGGACACGGGUCAGGUGCAAGAGGGACGGUAGUGAAACGAGACAUCGUCAAGCAGAUCCUCACCCACUUGUUUCCACAUUGCAGUGAGCAAGACUUUUUGAGGAUGCUGAAUUUCACUGCCCCAGAGAACAAGCCGAAGGCAAGCGACGAUGGCACAGAGAAGUUGUCUGACUCAUUGCAAUACCUUGUAUCGUGCUUGGACAUUGAGAACUGCGAGGAGUUCAAGAACAUUGUCAAGCAGGCCAAAGAAGAGAUGCUCGAGAAAGCCCAUCAGAAGGGAAAAGAAGCUGCGGAAGCAGACUUGAAAAAAACACUCCACUCCCAAUUGGAGGAAGCCAAGGAAAAGAUUGCCAAGCUUGAAGGAGAGCUGAGAAGGGAUGUUGCCCCACACACUACAGCGGCAUCACCAGCUGCAUCGUCAUCUGGAGUGCCCCGGACUGGAGAGACACACAAGAAGGUGACUCCUGCAGAUUUUCGGACAUUGUUUCCUUUUGCGGGAAAACUCUCUGGGCUGUCUUUCAAGCACGACACUGCCAAGCAGUUUGUCCAGGUUGUGUUUCCAAGACGCCUGGAAUUGCUUGCAACAUAUUUUUUGUGA
This is a messenger RNA of Cladocopium goreaui, 3117 nucleotides long. The record is from the annotation of a GenBank genome assembly. NCBI's taxonomy places the organism in Eukaryota, Dinophyceae, Suessiales, Symbiodiniaceae.